Molecule: messenger RNA, 452 nt
Organism: Somion occarium
Lineage: Eukaryota; Fungi; Basidiomycota; Agaricomycetes; Polyporales; Cerrenaceae
Source: the annotation of a GenBank genome assembly
CAGUCUCUUCUCAGUGACAAUACAUUGCUACGGAGUCAAGUAGAGACAGGAAUUAAAGGUACAACUAAGUCCAUUCUCAUCUACUGGAAGAAGAUGAAUAACUUCUCACUAUGUGAUGGCAAGGUGCAAACGCUCCGGAGACUCAAUCAUACUUCUCUUGUCCCGCUCUAUGCGUCGAGGACUUUAUGCAUCGAUACAUCCCACUUGAUCCUCUACUGUUCGCCAUUACCUUCUCUUCGCCAUUGUGUCGGUCUUCGACUUUUGUUGUACCUUGGUUUUUCAUUGACGUAUAUCCUGAAUAUCAUCGGUCGUAUAUUGCUGGACAUGCAGAGUCUUGCACGUUACUUGAUAGUGCAGUAGAUGUUUCAUUCAAGGGUAAUUGCGGGUUAUACUAGUCCACCUUUGCGCCAUUCAGCCUUGGAAUGGUGCCCAAAUAUAUGUUUGAUGCUUUU